Messenger RNA from Asparagus officinalis (garden asparagus), 1593 nucleotides. Its product is annotated as transcription factor MYB1-like. Bases 85 to 1179 code for a protein of 364 amino acids. The transcript has 2 exons. Gene Ontology annotation, cellular component: nucleus. The record is from RefSeq and is a predicted model, not a curated record. Gene Ontology annotation, biological process: regulation of DNA-templated transcription. NCBI's taxonomy places the organism in Eukaryota, Viridiplantae, Streptophyta, Magnoliopsida, Asparagales, Asparagaceae. Gene Ontology annotation, molecular function: RNA polymerase II cis-regulatory region sequence-specific DNA binding; DNA-binding transcription factor activity, RNA polymerase II-specific.
CUUCGUUCUAACUAAAAUAAUAAAAAAAAAUCUCAAAAAACCAAAAAGAAUCAAAAUCGAGAAAUUUCUUGGUUUUGAUCGAAGAUGGAAGAACCCAGACCUGAAGGAUCAAUGAUCGCAUCAACUCCUACUGCUUCUGCUGCUGAUGCUAUCACGAUCGCGGACGACGAUGAUUUGGCCAACGGAAGCAAUGAAGCAGCGACGGCGGCGGCGGAGGACAGAGUGAAGGGGCCGUGGUCGCCGGAGGAGGACGCGGUGCUGAGCAGGCUUGUGAGCAAGUUCGGAGCUCGGAAUUGGAGCUUGAUCGCUCGAGGGAUCGCCGGGAGAUCGGGGAAGUCUUGCAGGCUUCGGUGGUGUAAUCAGCUUGCUCCUUAUGUUAAGCGCAAGCCUUUUACUGAGGAAGAGGACCGAAUAAUUAUUGCUGCUCAUGCUGUCCAUGGUAACAAAUGGGCAGCCAUUGCAAGGCUUUUAGAAGGCAGAACAGACAAUGCUAUAAAGAAUCACUGGAAUUCUACUCUAAAACGUCGACGCUUUGAAUUAGAGCAUUCUAGAACAGCCUAUUGUUCUCCUGAAGAUGCUAGUGCAGACAAAACUAGAGGAUCUUCAGAGGAAACUCAAUCCUUAGGGGAUGCUAAUUCUUUCAAGCCCGUGGAAGGAAGAGAUUUUAAUGCAAGGGAAAAUAUUUGUGAUCAGAGUGAGGAUAAGAUUCAGAAUCAAGCUCAGUCUUGUGAACCUGAGAUUAAAGAUCCGCCCUACUUGUUUAGGCCAGUUGCGAGAGUGAGCGCCUUCAGCAUGUAUUCUCCUGCAUCUGGUCAAUCAAGUGGUUCUUUACUCUCUAGGCCAGCUGGAGCACAUGGAUCACUUUUCCAGCCCUCUAUAUCUAACAGUGGAACCAGCAAGUUACUUGAUUGUAUUUGUUGUGAACCGGAGGUUCCAUCGAGAUGUGGACAUGGGUGUUGUGGGAGUAACAAGGAAAGUUCUAAACGUUCUUUGUUGGGCCCUGAGUUUAUUGAUUUUGUUGAGACUCCACCCAUUUCAAGUCAUGAGUUGGCUGCAGUAGCUUCAGAUCUUAGUGCUAUUGCUUGGCUUAAGAGUGGGUUUCAGACUACUGGAAGUAGAGACUAUGGUAGUUCACUUGGGAACAUAAACAUAAGCAACGGCUUUGCGAGUACAUUUUAAGAGGAGUUGUUAACGUUAAGAGAUUGUUGAAAGGUGAGAAGCUGAUCUGAAGUGCUUCCUAAUGCAAGGCAUCUUUGCGGCUACAGCUGAGGACAUAAAUCAGCAGUCCAAGUGUUUUUCUCGCAAUGCUGGACCUGAGCAUUGGAUUUAUCGGUGACAAUUACUCUCUGAGUGUUUCCAAGUUCUUCUUGAACCGGAAGAAAAUCACUUUGGUAAACGAAGGAAAGAACUACAAUGCUAGGAUUUAAGUAGAGUUACUUACAUAUGUGUUUCGUGGUCUGCCUGUUUGUGCUCACCAUCGCUCGACAUUUAUAAGAUGAUAUUUGAAGAGUCGGUCACGCUGGACAGGGAUUGCUUACUUUCUUUUUGUAUAUGGGUAUGGUUCUCCUUUUAUAUAUGCGGUCUUUGUGUUCA